Molecule: messenger RNA, 1158 nt
Organism: Macroventuria anomochaeta
Lineage: Eukaryota; Fungi; Ascomycota; Dothideomycetes; Pleosporales; Didymellaceae
Exons: 2
Coding region: 1-1158 (385 amino acids)
Biological process (GO): phosphatidic acid biosynthetic process
Cellular component (GO): endoplasmic reticulum membrane
Molecular function (GO): ATP-dependent diacylglycerol kinase activity
Source: RefSeq, a predicted model, not a curated record
AUGGCUUCCUCCAGGCAAUACCAAAUACCGCACACCCCGCGCGUCAUUUCACCAUUACCGACUCCUUCAGAGGCUGGUAGUGGGAAAGACGGUUACUUUGGCCCUGUGACGCGUGCUUCGGCGCGCAAGAACAGGGUGCAGUCGCCCCUACCUGUCGAAGAGGACUCGUCAGGCUCAGAUCCAGAGAAGCGCGCACGAACUAAAAGUCGCGAUCCCACACUCGAGGGAGGCAUGGGGAGAAGGAGAACCAGUGGCCUGACGUCCAGAAGGCAGCAGAACGGAGGUCUGGAGAAAGACCUUGCUCUGCCAAAUGGCACAAGCAACGGGCAUUUGUCUCCAGCAGCUGCGAACAAGAACUACUGGAGAGAGAUGAGCCGAAGUCCUAGUCCACUGGGCCUGAUACCUAUCCAUCAAGAAUGGCGCUCUUUCAUCCACCGCCACGAAAUACCUCGCAAAAUCCUUCACGUCUCCAUCGGCUUCGUCACAAUCUUCCUUUACUGCACCGGCCGCCAACUGUCGCAGAUUCACCCCGUUCUGCUCACUUUGUUGAUCCCUAUCACCCUCACCGACGUCAUUCGACACCGCUACUGGCAGGUCAAUCGCUUCUACAUUCGGUGCCUCGGCGCUCUGAUGCGCGAAUCUGAAGUGGAUGGCUACAAUGGCGUUAUCUCAUACCUGCUCGGCGCGUGGAUUGUCAUGCGCUUCUGCCCCAAGGAUGUGGGUGUCAUGAGCAUUUUGCUGCUCAGCUGGUGCGACACUGCAGCAUCGACCUUCGGCCGUCUCUGGGGACACUUGACGCCCAAGGUCAGAAAAGGCAAGAGUCUUGCUGGCACCAUUGCGGCAUGUGUGACAGGCAUCAUCACAGCUGUCUUAUGGUGGGGUUGGCUAGGACCGCUUUACUCAGAGCUUAACCAGGGCGAAAACGCAUUCGCCUUCCAAGGCGUUCUCGCGCUGCCAACUCAAAUCCAGGAGUCACUGGGAUUGCCUGCUGCUCAGAGCUCCAUUACCGGUCACGCAGCCCUCGGUGUCAUGUCGUUGGUGACUGGCAUUGUCGCAAGCGGCAGCGAGGCGCUGGAUUUGUUUGGUUGGGAUGACAACCUUACAAUUCCCGUCCUUUGUGGAGCUGGGCUGUGGGGUUUCCUCCGCAUUUUCGGCUGA